AUGAUACGCUUUGGUUGUUCUCAGCUUGUCAUCGAGCGUCUGGACCCCCUCGUCAACCCCGGCGCGUUGCCGUCGUCGCAUGUCCAUCAGAUUGUGGGCGGGAACUCGUUCAACACGAGCAUGGACCCGGCAGUACACGACCUCGUCAGAGACUCUACCUGUACUAGCUGUACGUUCUCCGAGGACUUCUCUAACUAUUGGACGGCGGUUCUAUACUUCAAGGCCCGCAACGGUACAUAUAAACGCGUCGAACAAUUUACGAACGUGGGCCUCCGAGGCGUUGGCGGAAUCACAGUAUAUUAUAUCCCGCCUUAUGAUGGAAAGACGAAAGUAACCGCUUUCAAACCGGGAUUCCGCAUGCUCGUGGGAGACGCCGGACUUCGCAAAGCCGAUGGUAUGCAACGCCAGCUCUGUCAUCGCUGUUAUACAUCCGCGGACGGUGCUGGCGUCGCUGGAGACUCAGGGGGUGCACCAUGUACCGGAUCAGAUACGCAGAGCUUACCUCCUAAGCCUUGCCCAGGAGGUAUUCGAACAACGAUUACCUUUCCCACGUGUUUUGGUCAUAAAUCUGACACAAAAUGUUACCAUACACCAGACGGAAAGAAUAUAGACAGCCCAGAUCACAAGAGCCACGUCGCCUAUCCUAGCGAAGGUUCCUUUGAAUCGCUAGGUAGAUGUCCUUCUAGCCAUCCCGUGAGGCUGCCUCAGCUCAUGUAUGAAGUGAUGUGGGAUACUACGCCUUUCAACGAUCCCGAACUGUGGCCCGAAGAUGGUUCCCAGCCGUUCGUCUGGAGUACGAAUGAUGAAACUGGAUACUCGCAACACGGCGAUUACAUCUUCGGCUGGAAAGGCGAUGCGCUCCAACGCGCUCUUGACGCUCGAUGUAACAACGCCGUCUGCAAAGAGCUCAGGGUUCAGACAUCGGAAGAGGCUAUGAAAUGCACCAAGGCUCAAACUGCAAGGGAGGACGUUGAUGGAUUACGAGUGUUGUUCUCAGCCUGUUCUAACGAUGUGGAUUUCUCCCCUAAGCGACUGAAGAAGCGAUCCAGAUAUAGAGGUAAAGGCUCACUAGGUUACCCAGCUCGUCUUCGGAUUGGGUGA
This is a messenger RNA of Daldinia caldariorum, 1101 nucleotides long. RefSeq lists its product as uncharacterized. The record is from RefSeq and is a predicted model, not a curated record. The transcript is spliced from 5 exons. Lineage: Eukaryota; Fungi; Ascomycota; Sordariomycetes; Xylariales; Hypoxylaceae. The coding region runs from base 1 to 1101 and encodes 366 amino acids.